ACAGCGGACGACAGCGACAGUGCUGCACACGGCGCGUUCAGGAAAAGGACGGCAUCCGUUCGCGCAUGCGCAAUGAUUCCUGUGCCUCUUGGGUGAAGGAAAGGAGGUGGUGGUGGGUUGCGAGAGUCCGUCGGUAACGUCAGGAUGUGGUACGAGAUCCUGCCUUCCCUGGCUGUCAUGUAUGUGUGUUUGACUAUUCCUGGUCUCUCCACCCUGUGGAUCCAGAGAUACACGAACGGGGGAAAGGAGAAGAGGAUUGCUCGGAACCCCUAUCAGUGGUACCUGAUGGAAAGGGACAGGCGUGUUUCCCAAACCAAUCGCUACUAUGAAUCAAAGGGCUUGGAGAACAUUGACUAAGCCAAUGGAGUGAUAAAUUCUACUGAAACCAGACUAGUAUCAAUAAACUCGUAUUUGUCAAA
Eublepharis macularius is the source of this 419-nucleotide messenger RNA. It is a transcript of the gene NDUFA1, whose product is annotated as NADH:ubiquinone oxidoreductase subunit A1. NCBI's taxonomy places the organism in Eukaryota, Metazoa, Chordata, Lepidosauria, Squamata, Eublepharidae. The transcript is spliced from 3 exons. The record is from RefSeq and is a predicted model, not a curated record. Bases 145 to 357 code for a protein of 70 amino acids.